Molecule: messenger RNA, 2959 nt
Organism: Anguilla anguilla (European eel)
Lineage: Eukaryota; Metazoa; Chordata; Actinopteri; Anguilliformes; Anguillidae
Exons: 19
Coding region: 456-2921 (821 amino acids)
Source: RefSeq, a predicted model, not a curated record
UGUAUCAUAAGCUAAAAAGUAUGACAGGUAACUACGCGCAAGACUUUUCAGCAUGCUAAAGGGUUUCCAGCUGGCCACUUAAUUUGACCAAAAUUUUAGUUAUUACCGGAAUUUACAGAAACGUGUCCAUUUUGGAGCUUCUGCAGGUGUUGAACAAAAAACUUGUACAGAGACAACGGUAGUAGGCUAAAUAAAUAUGUUCAUUACGUUUAGUCGAUCUUUUGGUGAAGAGAAGUUUCUGAGACGUUUUUUCGGAAUACAGCAAAGAGAAAAAUCAAGACCACGUGCACAAUCACUACCAUCAAUUAGGCUGCGUGUCAGGUGUUUUUGUUCAGUCGAAAUUAAGCCCACGACAGAACGUUUUAAUUUACAUGUUCGAAAUUUAAUUUCAAAAAAGAAGAAAAUUAACAAGAAAGUUAAGAAACUUUUCGAAAUACUUUGACAACAGUGAAAUUAUGUAUCAAUGCACUGAAAACGUCCACGAAAGGCUCAUCAGCAUACUCCUGCUGUGUGUCUUAUCUACCUUUGUACCAGACCCUGUUUUCUCUGAGAUGUUCAGGUCAGAGUGCCAAGAUCGCCAUUUCUCACUGUCUGUCAAAUCCAGCUUUCUUGGACAAGUGUUUCGAUUUGACAUUGAAGAUGGUAGCGGCAUGCACUCCCUGACCAGCCAGCAGGCCGCAGAGUGCGGUUACUCCAUGGUGUUGGACUCGCAAGGAGACCUGGUGCUUCGAGUGUCAUACCUCGCCUGCUAUGUGGAUCUUCACAAAGACAUGGAGUUCCGUCUGCUUGUGUGGUUUGUUAACAAGAAUGCCAACGACGAGGAGACCUCCUACCCUUUGGCUUUAACCUGCCCCCUUCAGCAGCACUGGAGCCCCCGUGAGAUUGUCUGUGAGGAGGACUACAUGGAGGUGUCUGUUGAGAAGCAGAUACUGCCUGAUUCUCAAAUGGGCCUGGAGGGGAUGACAUCAUCCUCUACAGGGUCAGAGGAGGAGGGGCUGAAGGAGGGGCGGGUGCUGUUCCGCAUGCCAGGCCAUGCCCAGGGGGAGGGGGACCUCCCCUCUAGGGAGAAGGCGCUAACAGUGGCUGAGGCAAACCUUCAAGGGUACCACAUCAGUGCCACCGAAAACCGAAUCCUGCUGCGCUGUGCCUACUCCUCUGUCUUAUCUUACACACUGCAGGAGAGGGGAGAUGAGGUGGAGGCUGUCAGUGCAACCAUAUUCUACAGCCAUCUCUGGACUCUUCACACGGUGGACAUCUCAGUGGCCUGUCCUAUAAAUCAAGCUGUCAUGGAUGAUGGGCAUGUUCUGUGGACUUUCCCAAAGAUCCUGCCCCCUCUAGUGCAUGCUGGGUACAGCGCUUGGAGCGCAAGCGUGGGGGUAGAGGGUCACCUUCUGAGUGACUGUGUCAUCCAGCGGAGAGGCUAUGAGAUCAGGCUACGGGACGGAAUCGUGGAGAUCAGGAUUCCAUUCGGAGCUGAGGGGGGGUACGUCAAGAGUCAUGUGGUUGAUGGACAGUACUUCCAGUCCUACUCCAUAGACCUGCUCUAUAUGCACCAGUGGGAGGACAGCCGCUGGGUUCUGACCCAACAUCGCUCCUUCAGGCCCCUGUGGACCCCGCCCAUUCCCUGGACCCCCAUGCUGCUCAAUAACACUGUUCCAUCAGAAAGGGUAUUUUCGGUUACCCUGGGUGCGUUUGCCCCUGAUGUUUCCUUGCAUAACAUCACUGUGGGGGGUGAGACAGUGUCCUGGGUAAAAGCCGAGCGGUUGGGACUCAAGGUCUCCCUCAUGUCCUUCCCAAACGGCACCCACGCCUACCAACUGGAGGCCCCGUUCUCCCACCCCCUCAUCUCCAAAAAGUAUGUAGGUGGGAGGUACCGAAGGUACAUGCUCGCAGUAACCUUCACUUUGCUCAUCUCACCACACGGAGACAUUUAUAAUCACCCUGCUGCUGUGGCGUGUGAUCUGCAAGAUGUUGUUUUUCCUAGGCUGGAGGGUAACUGCACAAACAGAGGUGUACAGAUCCUGGUGCAUCAUGGGAACCUGGACUCCCAGUGGGCAGUGUACCUUGGAGGUCACAAGCUGGACUGGGAGCUAGUGGAACAGGGCGGCUAUGUGCUGGAGACCCGGAAAGAUUACUACAGCCUAGAGCUGCCCCUCUACAGCAUAGGCAUGGUUUAUGAGGACCUUACGCUGCGUGGGCUGGUAGUCAGUGUGCAGGUGAAUCUCAUGGACAGGGAGACGGGGAGCGUGGAGAGCACCUUUGUCCAGCGCUGCUGCUUUCCCAUCAGAGAGCUUCUGGUGUGCCUGCCAGACAGGUGGAUGGUUCUGGUGGUUGACACAUCCCACAUCACCCUGCCUGUCGAACCCAGACACACCACCUUGCUGGACCCCAGCUGUGGGCCCAGAGAGACAGACCACACCAGGGUACUCUUCAGCUUCCCUCUGGACUCCUGUGGUACCAUCAGAACCCUUGAAGGGAAUCACGUGGUGUAUGUGAACGAAGUGAGAUACAGCCCAGCCCUGUACCCCACAGGGAACCCUCUCAUCCACCCUCACUACAGGCUUCCCGUUAGCUGCCGCUACCCGGUGAAUGAUGAACGCAGUCGGGCAGUCUACCAUCUCAGGCCGGCUGUCUCUGUGGCCCCCUCAUCCCACAGACGAACCGUCAGGUCCCGCAGAGAGGGGUCGCAGCGACGCCCUGCUAGCAGAGGAGAAGGCCAGGAAAGGUCUACCAGAAGGCCAGAUCUGCAAAAGAGAAGGCCUCCUGUCCUCGGAGGUGACCAUGGUGACACGCGGAGGUCCCGACUCCGCCCCUCAUGGGCCCUGGCUCCGCCCCGCCUGACGUCUGCGAUCCUCCGGAGAAUAAUAAACCUACCUCAAUUCACAAAUGUGCAUGUUUGUGCCUUCUCUGUUUGUCCGUAAUAAGCUCAAUGCGACAUCACUGUGGCCCCGCAGCACGA